Messenger RNA from Hyphopichia burtonii NRRL Y-1933, 3597 nucleotides. It is a transcript of the gene CDC15, whose product is annotated as serine/threonine protein kinase. Bases 92 to 3532 code for a protein of 1146 amino acids. The transcript is spliced from 2 exons. The record is from RefSeq and is a predicted model, not a curated record. Gene Ontology annotation, molecular function: ATP binding; protein kinase activity. NCBI's taxonomy places the organism in Eukaryota, Fungi, Ascomycota, Pichiomycetes, Serinales, Debaryomycetaceae. Gene Ontology annotation, biological process: protein phosphorylation.
GCCCAAUUCCAGUGAAGGAACUUAACGAGCUUGCUGAAGUGUAUUCCACGAAGGCUCUUACAAGUCAUGCUGAAUAAGCUUUAAUUUCAAAAUGCAGCAUAAUCCCAAAACUUCUCUCCAACGACCAAGGUCUAUUGGCGAUGUUUCGUAUACUCAAGAUCAUCAUAACUAUAGACCAAGAUCAAAUACUGCAGGGAACGUUCCCAAUUCGAGGUCCAAGUCGCCUUCCAAGACUAACAAACUACUCAAGUAUAUGGAAAUCAAUGAGGGCCCCAGUUAUGCGAAUGAUUUUGAAUUGGAAGACAACGAUGAAUUAAAUUUAUCCUACUCUAAAUUUUCAAAUAUAUCCGGGAUUUCAUUUAUUAAACCCCCCAAGAUGAAUAUGGAUAUAAAUUCGGCCUCUGGAUCUGAGUAUGGUACUAAUUCAGGCUCGAAUUCCGGCUCGAGAACGACUUCUAGUUCGGGUUCAAGUGCUGGAUCUUCAGUUAAUAUAAAGCCUAAACCCAAGAAUUCAUCAUUGAGUAGCUCACCCUUCAUCAAGAAAAUGAAGUCGAGAAUUUCAGAUUUAGAACCAAGUUCUGGUCCUUUGCGUCCAUCUUCCAGUAAUAUUGGUAAUACUCCGAAAAAUAACGAAAGAAAACCUUUAGUAAACGUAUCGCUAACUCCUGCUCAGAGGGUAGAGAAAAUAUCUGGAUUAAGGAUGAAUAGCAUCCUAGAUAAUUUUGAAUUUUUAAAUUUAGUUGGGAAAGGUGCUUUUGCUAAUGUCUAUAAAGGCAUAAAUCUAAAAACUAAUCAAGUAGUUGCAAUCAAGCAAAUCGAAUUGGAAAGAGAUCAAGAUUUUAAAGAAUUAAUGGGUGAGAUUGAUUUAUUGAAAAUUUUAAAGCAUCCAAAUAUUGUUAAAUAUCAUGGUUUUGUUAAAACCCCAACUUCUUUGAACGUUUUAUUAGAAUAUUGUUCUGGUGGCUCCUUAAGACAAUUGUACAAAAAAACAAAUACUGGUAUUCCUGAAUCCGAAAUUAUUAAAUAUGUUGAACUGAUCUUGCAUGGUCUUAAUUACUUACAUGAACAAGGGGUUGUUCAUAGAGAUGUAAAAGCUGCAAAUGUUUUGAUAACAAAAGAUGGUGAUAUAAAAUUGGCGGAUUUUGGAGUUGCUACAAAGGUCUCUUCUCAGCAUCAUACGGUUGUUGGGACACCCAACUGGAUGGCUCCUGAAACUGUCUUGGGUGGUGAUGGAUUAUGUACUGCUUCAGAUAUUUGGUCUCUUGGUGCUACCAUUAUUGAAUUAUUCACUACUAAACCUCCUUAUCACGAUUUAAAUCCAAUGGCCACCUUACAUGCAAUUGGUACUGAUGAUCAUCCACCUCUUCCUAAACACUUAUCUUACUUGGCUAAAGACUUCUUAUUGGAAUGUUUUCAAAAACAACCAAAUCUUAGAACAAAUGCCAAAUUAUUAUUGAAACAUAAAUGGUUGAAUCAAAAUCAAAAUUCCUCCAAAAUUUCCCCUAUAUCCAAGAAUAGAUUAUCGGCUGAAAUCACCGAAUUGAAAAAAGAUUUAAAACCAAUCAAAAGCUAUUCUGAAACUAAUGAUGAAAAUUGGGAUGUUGAUUUUGCUGAUCUAAAAGUCUCUCAACUUAAACCACCAGCUUAUUCCUUCCCGUCAGUCCAUUCCCGAAAUGUUUCUGAAACUCCUCAGACAAGAGAACCUGGCUUGUUGGAACCUCAAAAAGCUUCCAAGAAGGAUAUAUUGAAUAAAUUUUCAGAUAACAAUGAAGAUCUUGAUUUCGAAAACGAUAACAGUAAAUUAGUUAUUAAUGGAGAUCUUUUACCUAAUGCUGAAGAUCAUUCUCAAGAUAAUAUAGAAGAAGAUGAUCCUUUCUUAGAACUUGAUAUUGAAAACUUUGAUACUAAUGAAAUCGAAAUUCAAAAUAAAAUGGAAUUUUUAAUAAAUAAGUUCUCUUCAAAGCUUGACAAUUCUCACUCUGGUGAUGACCAGGCGGCUACUUCAUUGAUUAAAAUCACUGGAAGAAUGCUUCAUUUAGUUAAAAAGUAUCCAAUUCUGCACGAUGUUGUUAUAAGAGAUCAUGGAAUUUUAACCCUACUUGAAUUAUUAGAAAAUGCAUCAGAAUUGGUCAAACACCAGAAAUUAUGGUAUCAUUCAAUAUUUAUCUUGAAUUAUAUAUUCGAAAAUAAUGUGGCUCAAUUCGAUAAUUUUUGUCUUUUAGGUGGUAUUCCUAUAAUAACCCAAUUCAGAAACAACUCGUAUGAUAUCCAUGUUCGCUUACAAGUGGUAAAAUUUAUAAGAUUAUUUAAAAACUCUGAGAGAGCAUUAUCAAUGUUUGUGUCUUCGGGUGGUCUUAGAGUAUUAUCUAAAUUUGCAGAAGAAGACUUCGAUUACACGCCCGACUUCCCAUUGGUAGCAAUUGAUUGUAUACAUGAUGUUUUAUCCAGAGACCUUACAAGAUUUAAAUCGGACAUCUGCCGUAUGUUAUCCAAAUAUGGUGUUAUAUUUUGGUUUGUUGUUCUCCUCAAUAGGCUAACCAAAUUCCAUGAAACAGACGAAACUAAAUUGAAUCAAGCUCAAGUUGAUAGUUAUAUCGAUAAAAUAAUUGAAAUCAUUAAAUCAUUUAGUAAUGCAGAAGCAAGAGUGAGAGUUAAUAUUUCAAGUACUGAUCUUUACAAACUUUUAAUUAAAGUAUAUUCCAAAUUGAAUUUCCAAGCACAAUUAUCAAUUUUAAAAUUUUUCCGUUCAAUGUCAUGUAUCCCAAGCUUGUUGAAAACAUUGUACAGUGCUGAUAUUUUAGAAUUUCUCGUCAUUAAUUUAAAAGAAUUUGAACCACCAAAUAAGCACUAUAAAGAAGUGGUCAAUACAAUCUGUCCUUGUCUAUUCAAUUGCUGUUACUUGAAUCAUGCGAGAGAAAUUGAAUUGGUAAAACUUGGGGCCGUCCCAAUACUCAAGAGAUUAUCAAAAGUUGAUCUUGAAUUCAAGCAAUUUGUCUUACCUAUAUUAUGUGAGUUGGUCUACUGUGACGGACUGGUUAGAGAAGUCUUAGAAAAACACGAUAUACUUUCUGUAUAUUUCAAUCUAGUCACGGACCCUUAUUGGCAAGCAAAUGCUUUAGAUUCAAUUUUACACUGGAAUCAACAAAAACCUCAAUCAAUUAAACUUGACUCUCCGAUAGCUUUGGACUGUCUUAUUUCAGGAUUUUUAUUAACAAAAGUUUCCAACCUUGAAGCCACUUUGGAAAUUUAUUUAAAACUCCUCACCACUAACAAACUCCUUCGUAAGAAUAUGAAUAAAGAAAUUAUCGUUAACAAUAUCCUUACUAAGUUGAGAUCCUACCACAACAAACCAGUUGUUCAAUUAUCUUUGCUUAGAAUCUUGAGUAUAUUCGUAUCAACAGGCAGAAAGUUAGAGCACUUCACCAAUUCUUCCAUGCCAGAAACUAUUAAGCAUACGCUAUCUACAUUAAUCUCUGGAGAAAGCUCAGUCUUGGUUGGAGAAUUUGUGUCUGAGAUUAUAUCUAAACUUUGAAAUAUUCCCCUUGCAUCAAUCCGAUUGAAACUAUUUUUAUAGAGUAUAUACAAUCCCUUCACGAC